AUGGCGGACGAGGACGGGGAAGGGAUUCACCCCUCAGCCCCUCACAGGAACGGAGGCGGCGGCGGCGGCGGCGGCGGCGGCGGCGGUGGGGGUUCUGGAUUCCACUGCGCCGGGAACGGCGGCGGGGGAGGCGGCGGCCCGCGGGUCGUGCGCAUCGUCAAGUCCGAGUCCGGCUACGGCUUCAACGUGCGGGGCCAAGUGAGCGAGGGCGGGCAGCUGCGGAGCAUCAACGGGGAGCUGUACGCGCCGCUGCAGCAUGUGAGCGCCGUGCUGCCCGGGGGGGCGGCCGACCGGGCCGGGGUGCGCAAGGGGGACCGCAUCCUGGAGGUGAACGGCGUGAAUGUUGAGGGGGCGACACACAAGCAGGUGGUGGACCUGAUCCGAGCAGGCGAGAAGGAAUUGAUCUUGACAGUGUUAUCUGUACCUCCUCAUGAGGCAGAUAACCUAGAUCCCAGUGACGACUCGUUGGGACAGUCAUUUUAUGAUUACACAGAAAAGCAAGCAGUGCCCAUAUCGGUGCCCACAUACAAACAUGUGGAGCAGAAUGGUGAGAAGUUUGUGGUAUACAAUGUUUACAUGGCAGGGAGGCAACUGUGUUCUAAGCGGUACCGGGAGUUUGCCAUCUUACAUCAGAACCUGAAGAGAGAGUUUGCCAACUUUACAUUUCCCCGACUUCCAGGGAAGUGGCCAUUCUCAUUAUCAGAACAGCAAUUAGAUGCCCGACGUCGGGGGUUGGAAGAAUAUCUAGAAAAAGUGUGUUCGAUACGAGUCAUUGGUGAGAGUGACAUCAUGCAGGAAUUCCUAUCAGAAUCAGAUGAGAACUACAAUGGUGUGUCCGACGUAGAGCUGAGAGUAGCAUUACCAGAUGGAACAACAGUUACAGUCAGGGUUAAAAAGAACAGUACUACAGACCAAGUAUAUCAGGCUAUUGCAGCAAAAGUUGGCAUGGACAGUACAACAGCUAAUUACUUUGCCUUAUUUGAAGUGAUCAAUCAUUCCUUUGUACGUAAGCUGGCACCUAAUGAAUUUCCUCACAAACUCUACGUCCAGAAUUAUACAUCAGCUGUGCCAGGCACCUGUCUGACUAUUCGAAAAUGGCUUUUUACGACAGAAGAAGAAAUCCUCUUAAAUGACAAUGACCUUGCUGUUACCUACUUCUUUCAUCAGGCUGUUGAUGAUGUGAAGAAAGGUUACAUCAAAGCGGAGGAAAAGUCCUACCAAUUACAGAAGCUAUAUGAACAAAGGAAAAUGGUCAUGUACCUCAACAUGCUAAGGACUUGUGAGGGCUACAAUGAAAUCAUCUUCCCCCACUGUGCCUGUGACUCCAGGAGGAAGGGGCAUGUUAUCACAGCCAUCAGCAUCAUGCACUUUAAACUGCAUGCCUGCACUGAAGAAGGGCAGCUGGAGAACCAGGUAAUAGCAUUUGAAUGGGAUGAGAUGCAGCGAUGGGAUACAGAUGAAGAAGGAAUGGCUUUCUGUUUUGAAUACGCACGAGGAGAGAAGAAGCCCCGAUGGGUUAAAAUCUUCACACCAUAUUUCAAUUACAUGCAUGAAUGCUUUGAGAGGGUGUUCUGCGAGCUCAAGUGGAGAAAAGAGAACAUUUUCCAGAUGGUGAGGUCACAGCAGAGGGAUGUGGCCACCUAGCCUUUCCUUAUCCCCUUCCCUUCGCCCUCAUUCUCUUAUCCCUUUUGUCUCCCAUGUCAGAGAGAGUAACCAUUAACACAAAAGAAGAGAAAAAGGAAAAAGUCAUUAUAUUCAAAAGCUCUAAACUAAAUAUUAUUAAUAAUCCCUUCUGAAUUUCAUGUCUCUGGAAUUGAGCUGGUAAAGAACAACAGAUUGGUCAGCAACGGAAGUCAACUGAGUUAAGACAGGAAAAGAAACAAGCCCAACUAACUUGCCAAAGGUAUCUUUCACCUGGGCCUCAUACCAACAGACUCUCCUUGUACUAUAUUUUUAAAACUGGAACUAUGAACUUCAUCCAUUUGCACUGUUCAGACAUAUAUAUGUAUGUAUGUAAAAAGUUAUAUAUACACAAAUUAGCUGCACGUAUAUACAUAUAUAUAUUUCUUUUUAAAUUUCAUAUUGAUGGCAGUACCUUUUUUAGCUUGUGUUUUUACACACCUUUCACUACAAUUCAUGACUUCUCUCUUGCUCUCUUUAUUUUGAAACAAACUUUAAAAAGAAAAAAAAAACAGAACAAAACAAAACAUUUUACAGGGAAAAUACCUCUCCUCGUGAAGGACCCAAAAAGUUUACAACCUGCUUGGGUUUUUUUCUCCCUUUUUUGUAUUAAGUGCAUAUUCUGGCUCAUGGGUUGCCACAGAGUCUGAGGAGCAAGGAGUGUAGUUUUUUUAUCUUCCAAGAGGGUGCUGGGGAAGAGAAAAAAGUGUGUUUCUCAAGGGCAGCAAGUCUGCAGAUCUGCAGGGAGAGUCUAAAGACUUGGUGUGGUCUCUUGAUUCCAAGACAGUUUUCCUGGUCCAUCUCUAUCUUCCACUCAUGUCUUUCUAGCCACAUUCCACAUCUCCUUCCUGCUUCUCUAGGGCCCUUUACUUUCUCUCAACUGGCCAGAGUGGAGUUGAGGGUGGGUUCAGGAGGUUAAUUCCACAGGAACCCGAAACACUUCCUGGUGGUAACUUCCCAUUUCCCUGCUUUUUCUGCAGCAGGUAUAGUGUUAGGGACCAGUGUUAAAACUGAUACCUUAGGCACAAAUGUUGGAGUUAUGUAAGGUAAAGGAAGGAAGCAAUGCCCUCUGUACAUAAGGUUUUACCUAUUCCAUUCCUGACCAGUAACCACCUAUAACUAUUACGUUCUCUGUGACUUCCAUAAAUAGCAGUGUUGGGGAGGGAUCUGACAAUAUCUUCAAGGCUUUGGGGAAACUUGGAAUGGGUCAAUGGUCUGUACCAACCAAACCAUAGCCUCAUCUAAGCCGACCAAGGACCCAGGAGGGAGUAGUAGGAAUAUGGUUGAUUUAAGUUGGAUCUCCAUUUUUAAUUAAAAGGAGACAGAAGGAAAACCCUUUUGUUCCUCAAAGAGCUCCUCAUUUGACACCUAAGAGCUAUAUCCCAGGAUCAGAGGCCAGGGCUGACUGGGGUAGGACAAUAUUCUCAGCCUGUGAGUUCUAUAGAUGUUGCAUAAAAAGCACUAAAUCAGGCUCAGAUGCAACUGAAACACAUCCUUGAGCCUUUUCUUUUUUUCUUUUUCCCUUCUUCAUCUUCUAAACAAAAACCUCCAUAGAGGGGCAGCUUUUGCUUUGUCUAACUGGGAGGCAGUCAUAGUUGGUUGUAGUCAGCUCCACUGAGCAGUUUUGGGGUGGUUUGAUUUCUUUUUUGUAACUUGUUUUUGUGGAUCAUCAUGAGGCCACUUUUCUUUCUCUCUCACUCUGUUAUCCCAGCAGUGGCUUGCUCCAGGGUGAUGUGGGAUCAUAUAGGACAUCCUAUCCUCCCUCUGUUUCCCAGACCCAGGUGGAAUCACAGAGUGCAAAAUGUCAGAGUGCAUAGAGUGAUCCCUGAUUUGAAGGCUUUGACACAGGGUCAACUUUUGGCCGAAAUGAAUUUAAUUAUGAGCCAAUGGACCCUGAAAAGAAGAUACGAUUUCCCACUCCAAGAUGCUGAAGAGGCUUUUGACACCAGUUUUGUUCAAACUGUAAAAAUAACAAUUGCCCCUAUUCCCUGAUAGUGGGAAAGGAAUGAACAAAUCUGAGAGUCCAUGUGACAGCCUAAUUGCUGACCUCAGGAUAUGAGACAUAGGAAUUUGGAGGCCCCUCGGAGUGGGUAGAUGGUGGUAUGUUCCUUUUCUGGCAUAGCGCUCACAUGGUGCUUUGGAGAUUGGGUGGGAACCCCAUUGGUAGUUGGCUUGUUGUCAGAAUCUAUUUAGGAAAAGCCCCUACUUAAGGCUGUCCCACCAACAACACCCAGCUACAGCAAGGAAGGGGGAAGGAGACCCUAAAGGACAGGGUCUCUUCUUCCACCCACAGCAGGCCUCCAGUAAUGGAGGUAGAGGUCACUGUGGCUGUGGAGGUCUAUAGGGUCAAGGCCUUCUUUGCAUGAAGCAGUGUUAGGUGUGACUUUUCUCCCCCCACCCGCCCCUUCCUCUGCACUUCUUUGUCUAACCCCUACUAUUUUUCUUAGUCCUGGCUUCUGCCCAGGGAGGCUUCUACCCAGUUUUCUUUUGCAAUUUGUCUUGGAAAGUGGGGCUCAUCCUCCCCCCAGCUUUGCCCCAGCAGAGCUAGCAGGAUCUUUCUGGUCUCCCAUUGUUCUCCCCUCCACACUUGGUUUCUGUCCUCUGGGGCAAAAGGUCAGAGCUUUUUAUGAUCAGGAGAAAAUGUAGGCCCUAAGAAACCUGCCCCUGCAGAAGGGUUCCCUUGGGCCAUGCUGUGGGCUCUCUGUUCUUUAUAUUUUUUAUUCUUCAUUUUUCUGCCCUCCCCUUGCCCUAGGUCUCAGCUCAGCACAGGUACAAAUAUAUCUGUGCUCAGCGCAGCUCCUAGUCCUGGACAGAGCUCUCAGGGAGGAAUUAGAUAAUAUUCCAACAUUCUCAUUCCUGGCCCAUUUAGUUUCAUCCUUCAUUUAACCAGGCCAGUAGCUUUGGGUUAUCCCCUCUUGUAGCUCCAGACCCAGCUUGGAGCUGCAAAAUAGGGCACUGGCAGGAGGUGACACCUCUCUCAUAUUUCAGAAUUUGCCAAUUUAUGGGCUUGACUCCUAGGAGGUAGUUUUUUUAAGGGGACUACAACCUAGUUGACCUGUAGUCUCCAGACCUGGAGGGACUACUGUGCCCUCCCUUCUCUCCGUCAUGCUGUCUGGCUCUGGCUGGAUUUAUUCAGCAGUAGAAACUAUUUGGUCUGUGGAACACCAACAUACUGCUGUUCCUUCACCAGCUUUAUUGUGUCACAUUAGCUUCCUUUUGGAGGGAAGAUGAUGUGGUUGAAUACUCAGAGAGGGAGGGCGGAAGGGAGAAUAGAGAUAGUGGGUACUUUUUAGCUCUCCAGCUUCCAGUUCCACCUCCUGUUUUUCUCUUCCCCUAAACCUGAGCACAUCAUGGCAGGCCUCAUUCAUACCAGGACAGCAUCAGCUCACUCCUCAGCAAUAAUCUAGGAUGUGUGGGUAGUUUAGGGCCCUGGGAAGGAACAGAAUUGAAGGAGGGGAGUGAUGUGGGCGGGGGCACUUGGUCAACUGCUAAACUUGGACACCAAUUUUAUAUUAUACCACGCCCCCGCCCCCCCUUUAAGCCAGUGAGCUGGGCUUCAGUUUUUCCCAGGUCAUGCAUACUUUUAAUUUAUUGAGAGAAACUCUAAUUGUAUUUUCACUGCAGUAUCUUGUAUUUUUUAUUUGUGAUUUAAGAAAUGUGAAAAGAAAAUACAGACACAUAAUGGCUAACAGUGUUUCUUUCAUUCCUUGUUCUAGAGCUAACCACUCUAAAAUUGUUUGGUAAUGUCACUUAGUGUAAUUAAUUGUAACAUAUUCUUUUAAAUAAAUUGAUUUAUUGAUGAGACAGUU
Galeopterus variegatus (Sunda flying lemur) is the source of this 5489-nucleotide messenger RNA. It is a transcript of the gene SNX27, whose product is annotated as sorting nexin family member 27. Gene Ontology annotation, biological process: intracellular protein transport; signal transduction. NCBI's taxonomy places the organism in Eukaryota, Metazoa, Chordata, Mammalia, Dermoptera, Cynocephalidae. The transcript has 13 exons. Gene Ontology annotation, cellular component: early endosome. Gene Ontology annotation, molecular function: phosphatidylinositol-3-phosphate binding; protein binding. The coding region runs from base 1 to 1644 and encodes 547 amino acids. The record is from RefSeq and is a predicted model, not a curated record.